Messenger RNA from Perca fluviatilis (European perch), 1915 nucleotides. Its product is annotated as prospero homeobox protein 2-like. The transcript has 4 exons. The record is from RefSeq and is a predicted model, not a curated record. Gene Ontology annotation, molecular function: RNA polymerase II cis-regulatory region sequence-specific DNA binding; DNA-binding transcription factor activity, RNA polymerase II-specific. The coding region runs from base 75 to 1886 and encodes 603 amino acids. Gene Ontology annotation, biological process: regulation of transcription by RNA polymerase II. Gene Ontology annotation, cellular component: nucleus. NCBI's taxonomy places the organism in Eukaryota, Metazoa, Chordata, Actinopteri, Perciformes, Percidae.
UUGCUUACAACACCUGCAUUACAAAAUUAACGUUUUUUUUUCUUCUCACUGCUGUCUUUUUUAACCCAACAAGCAUGAAUCCAAGUGUUUGGAGCAACGGUAUGUAUUCUUCCAGCGGCAUUUGCCUUGACGGCUGCACUGCAGAGCACCUCUCCUCUUUUCAACCAGACCACUUGCUGUCAGAUUCAGAUGUGCCAGGUGAUUCUGUGUUCGUACACAAAGACAGCGAGGACAUGAAAAUGCUACCGGAGAGUGCUUAUUACAGCAGCAGGGAUGCUGCUUCAAGUUUGAUCUGUUCCAGUCAGCUGGAGCUCACUCCAACUAGAGACAGCACCGCUGGACAUUUACCCACGAGAAGGCACCAAUCUCCUGCAUCCAGCUCUUGUGGCCACUAUGACUGGAACUUAAACAGUGGCCAUCAAGCAAAGCGUGCCAGAGUAGAAAAUAUAAUCAAAGGCAUGACCAGCUCUCCUGGUAUGCACUGCACUGAUGUGAUGACAAAUCUGCACGAGGAGUCAGAUGGCAUCCCGGAAAAUGAAAGGAUUCAAGAUCAGGAGCACAUGGAAAGAAGUGGAUCUGACAGCCAGACGACACGAAAGCAGCAGGAGAGUCAGCAUCAGAACCUCAGACAGCUCAGAACAAGGUUCAAACAUGUGGACGGAGUAACCGACACUACAGACAGUAAGGACAAAAAGAAUCCUACUUGGAAUGAUUCUUCUGAAACAUCUCCCAGGGACGCAUUUAUAGAUUCACACAGUGAGUUUGAGAGCAGCACAAGUAUAAAAUAUCAAGGAUGGAAGAAGGGAAAACUGACUAACUACUUCCAAUCCAAAUCUGAAAGAAUAAAGCUGAUAGCAGAUGUUUUAAAGUACGAACUGUCCAGAGCUGUCACUAGAAGUGUUGACUCUAUUUUUAAAAGCAUGCCACUUCUACAGACAAAUGACGAGAUGAACGUAGAGACUGAUAUGCCUCUUUAUUCAUCAGUUGGUAAAGAUGAUAAAUUAGUCCCAGAUGUUCAAACCGAAGCUCUGUCUCUGGUUGUACAAAAGCCUCAACCGGAAGGAGAUGACAAGUUCACCCUCCAGUCCAGAUCAAGAGCUCACCAUCAUCCCAGACCUCCAGUCCCCUUCGGCCGGGACUCCGCUCUGCAUGAAGAUCAGCCGUCAGAGAAGAAUCACAGCACCGCCCUUCAACAUGCCCUCAGAUUCUUGCACAAUGGAUGCUCCGAAGUUGGUCAAGCAAAGUUUGAGGCGUUUGAUUGGAAUUCGGUCAAAGUGAGAUCGAAGGUCAACUCCAGAUGUGUCAGAAGCCCCCAGACUCCCAGUGUGUCGGUGGAUCCCAUGCUGUUGGAAAGCCUGUGUCUCCCUCAUGUCAAGAUUGAGUCCGAUUGCCUGGUGAAUAAUAACCUGUACAUGCUGAAUGAGGGGCUGACCACACAUCAUCUGAAGAAAGCAAAGCUCAUGUUCUUCUACACUCGCUACCCAAGCUCACUGAUACUGAAGAUGUGUUUCCAUGAUGUGCAGUUCACGCGCUGCAUCACCUCUCAGCUCAUCAAGUGGUUCAGCAACUUCAGGGAGUUUUACUACAUCCAGAUGGAGAAGUUUGCCCGGACCGCUCUUCUAGAAGGAGUGGCCGACGUGAGGGGUCUGACUGUGGGGAGAGAAUCAGACCUUUUCAGAGCUCUCAACAUACACUACAACAAAGCCAACGACUUCCAGGUCCCUGACAGAUUCUUGGAGGUUGCCAAGAUUACAUUGAGAGAAUUUUACAUUGCCAUUUCAAUGGGCAAAGAUCGUGAUCCAUCGUGGAAGAAAGCAAUCUACAAGGUGAUCUGUAAACUGGACAGUGACGUACCAGCUGAGUUCAAAAGUCAUCACUCUGGAUGAGAACCAACCAGAAGAUAUCCUGUGCCACA